Messenger RNA from Spinacia oleracea (spinach), 1688 nucleotides. RefSeq names its product RHOMBOID-like protein 9, chloroplastic. The transcript has 7 exons. NCBI's taxonomy places the organism in Eukaryota, Viridiplantae, Streptophyta, Magnoliopsida, Caryophyllales, Amaranthaceae. Gene Ontology annotation, cellular component: membrane. Gene Ontology annotation, molecular function: serine-type endopeptidase activity. The record is from RefSeq and is a predicted model, not a curated record. The coding region runs from base 187 to 1581 and encodes 464 amino acids.
GGAUAAGGGUAGAUUAUAGCUGUUUCAAUUUUAGUCAUUUAGUUUGAUAUCGACAAUCCAUACAUUAUUAAUGAAAGACGUCUGUAGUUUGUACUUCCUCUGCCUCUAAACUCCAGAUCUUCAGUCCCACCUGCUUGUACCAUGAUUUUACAAGGUAAGUAUUGAUAGUGGUUUCGAGCUUUAAAUAUGGCGACUCCAUUACCUAUAUCCAUGAGUUUCAGUUCUGAGUUCCAUGUUCUCCAAGAAGGUUUCAAGUGUUCAUCUUCAACUCCCAGCACCAACAUUAUUAGCAGGAAAAAUAUUAGCCUUUUUUCAUCUAAAGACCAUACACUGAGGACAAAGAUGAAUAGAAGAUUGAGUUUUUCGAAAGAAAAAGAUCAUGGAAAGUGGUGUAAUCAGUGUUUACAAACUAGUAGAACAGAAAUUUCAUGUCCUACCUUUUAUGCUUCAGAGUCUGAUUUCACAGAAAAGCAUAAAAGUUCAUUAGAAAUAUACUUGGAAAAACUUCAGAAUCAAGCGAAACAAGUUUCACAGGAUUAUGUCAGUGAUGCUUCUGAUGUGGAUGAUCAAACUAAUCAACUGUUAGCAAGAACGGAGCUGGGAUUACUCGAGAAAUAUCUCGACUCACUCAAAGAAGAUACCAAGUCUGAAGAAUGUUUACCAUAUUUUUCUGACAGAAAUGCAUCAGGAAACUCUGAAGAUUCUGUUAGCAUCAAAGGCAUGGCAAUACAAGAAUUCGAGAGAAGAACUGUUUAUGAUAAGAAGGCUGCAUCAACUCCUAUGUAUGACGAGAAAGAGAGUGGGAAUCUAUACCUGAUAAGUACAUUGCUGUCGAUAAAUAUAGCUGUGUUUCUGUUCGAGAUAGCUAGUCCAGUAAAAAGUUCAGACUAUAACCUUUAUACACUUCCCCUGAUGUAUGGUGCCAAGGUUAAUGAUUUGAUCAUGGUUGGCCAAUGGUGGAGGCUUGUCACACCAAUGUUUCUGCAUUCAGGACCUCUGCACAUUGCACUUGGCUCAUGGGUGCUUGUUUCUUUCGGACCUCAAGUUUGCAAAGGAUAUGGUUCUUUUACAUUCCUCUUGAUAUUCAUUCUAGGGGGUAUUUCAGGAAAUUUCUCAAGCUUUCUUCAUACAUCAGAAGCUACUGUGGGUGGAUCAGGACCAGUUUUUGCUGUCAUCGGAGCUUGGCUCGUUUAUCAAAUUCAAAACAAAGAAUUAGUCUCAAAGGAACUUUCUGAUAGUAUGUUUCAGAAGGCAGUGAUCGCUACAGCUCUUAGCUUUUUUCUUGGGAACUUUGGGCCUGUGGACAACUGGACAAGUCUCGGUGCAGCAGUAUCAGGAAUCAUAUACGGAUUUUUAACAUCUCCUGUGGCGCAAGUAGAUGAUGCACCUGCAUCUUCCUUGCAAGAAAGAAAUAGUGGGAUGAAAGAAGAAAUCAAACUAAAUAGCACACAAACUGCUAAUCCUUGUAAAUCGCUUCUGAUUUUUACAAUUUUUGUUUCUGCUUUGAGCUCCUUGAUUUUAUUUAAUGAGUUUUCACUUGAUAACCUGGAAUUUGAAGAACUUGUCCAGAUUAUUGAGUAGUUUUUGUCUUUUUUGUGUAAGGUUACACCUAUAAAUGUUAGUAUGUUACCUAAUACUUAUGCAGUUCGAUCUGUAACAUAAAUGAAAUGUGUUCGCGUGCUACCUCA